AUGAGCGCGGCCGCCCCUUCUGUAGAAGCUCUUCUAAACGUUUCUGUUGAUUCUCUCGCCAAACACGUUGGAGUCGUCGAUGAUGGGCGGGGCGAAGUACCUGACUCCACGAGGAGCAAGCUUUUAAAGAUGCAGCUUGGGAUCUUGCAACGUCAACCACGCACGCAGCAGACUCCCAUCCAUCAAUCCCAAGCACCUUCGGAAAGUGAAUUCGCAGCGAAGUAUCUGCCCGAUCUGGUACAGCUCUUUCGAUCCAACUCUGGUGUCCUCAGUGCGCCCACGACACUCUUGAAUGUCAUCUCCUACACGCCAUACUUCGUUCGCUUCCUGCGUUAUCCUGCCGGGCAAGGCAUAGCUGUUCUCCAAACCAAACGCACUGCCGAGUCCGCAGCUGAGAUCGAUAACAUGAACGCCGACGAUGUUGCUGAGAUCACCCAAUUCCUCUCGACGAUCCUCCUUCUCCAACCUACCCCAGAAGUUGACGAAGCGGACAAGAAAAUACUGGUAAAAAAAUUGCGGCAAUGGGCGCCAAAGUUUCCGGGUCGCCUGGCGUCGAAUACCUGCGAAAGAUGUCUAGCCCUGUUAACCAACGACCCGAGGACGCGUCUGAUGAUGCAAGGCACGAAGCAGAUUUUGGAGCGUAGUUUAGUUCAAUGCGGAGGCGGACAUUGUACCCAGACCGUUCAGAACAAUGGUGCGGACCUUUUGCAAUGUGCAAGAUGCAAGUCUGCGGUCUAUUCAUCGAAUCGUAUUCAGGUGGCGAAAUGCGUCCGUCCGGGAAUUGCUGCCCGCUGUGAAAAUGGACCGGAAUUGGACAGACGACGGUGGAAAGUCCAGAAACAUGGACAGCUCAUAGAUUUGGAAACGACCUUAUCCACCCGUACCCUCCUUUUUCCAGUUCCCCCAGUUCUCAGCGAUUUUAGACCGCCGAGAUCCUUUACCGAGCUCUCAGAGCGACUCGUCCCCGACAGACUUGCCAUGGCUACCACCGAUGACAUCUUUCAGCAGGUAGAGGAAGAGAGCGAACGACGCGCUCAAGAGGAGGUCGAAACUCAAAAAUUGACACAAGAAGCGCUACGGCAGGUGGAUACGGAUGCCACCAUAAAACAGGUAAAAAGGCGGCGGAGAGGGAGCGUGUCGAUAUCGCGAAUAGGACAGUUGGUUGAAGAGUCUUUGCCCUCACCAAACCGAUUGACGAAGAUCUCCUCCAAUUCACCCUUUUACCAAGCGCAGAUAGAUAAUGCCAGCGACAACUCAAUCGCGUCUGGCGCCUCCGCCUUCUCUGACGAUAACGCGCAUGCAGAAGACCAAACCCAUGUCACACAGAUGCAUCGAAUAGCGGGUAAAGAGAGUCUCACCAAGAUGAUUCCCCGGAAGCUGAGUCGCGCACGCUCAGAAGUGAUACCUGGCACGGCCGACGGGGGUGUGGUCAUCGGGGUAUUAGUUCAAGAGGCUACUUGUCCAUGCGCCAGGGAGUAUUCGGCACCAGACAUCGCGAAUGACGAUAUCCGGUCCGACACCAGUGACAAGCACUUGGGUUGA
Molecule: messenger RNA, 1542 nt
Organism: Laccaria bicolor S238N-H82
Lineage: Eukaryota; Fungi; Basidiomycota; Agaricomycetes; Agaricales; Hydnangiaceae
Exons: 13
Coding region: 1-1542 (513 amino acids)
Source: RefSeq, a predicted model, not a curated record